UGCGCUCCUUGGAUUGUUUCUUCUCUUUACUAUAGUUUUGCUAUAUUGUCGCUGAGGGCGUAAAAAGAUCUUAAGAUUUGUUCGUAGUAUUGAUAAUCUAACAUCAGAAAAGCAGUAACACCGAAUCACCCGGCCUGAGAAUCAUGGCAGACUUGGAAAAGUUGCUCCUGGAAGCAGCUGGAAGAACCAGUGGUUCUGGGAGGAAACGACCUUCUCCUGCAUCCAGGAGGCAAAGAAAUGGCCCAUAUUCUGAUGAUGGAACUGAUUCUAAGGAUGAUGACUCAGAUGAUGGUUCUGGUUAUGCAAGCAGGAAGCCUUCUGGGCCUCAAGUUCCACUAAAAAAGAGGCUAGACCCAUCAGAAAGAGAUGAUGAUCAGAGCAGUCAUGAUGAAGGGGAUGAUGAGGCUCGGUAUGAUCGUGACACAGACAGUGGAGAUGAAAUAUAUGACAACGAUCAUUACAAGGAUGAACAUGACAGGCAAAGGCUUGCUAAGAUGUCAGAGCUUGAACGAGAAAUGAUAUUGUCUGAACGGGCUGACAAAGUCAAUAAUAAGAAGAUGAGGGAAGAUAUGAAAUCAAAGAAAAUUGAGAAGACACCUCAAUUUGGAAAAGGCGGUACUCAUAUUUCAUCUUCUGCUGGCUUGCGUUCAUCAUCCAGAUCGGCAGGUACCAAAAAGCCAUCACUGAUUCAAUUGAGAGCAAGGAUAGAACAGAAGCAGCAGGAUUCGGGGGUUGUUAAGAAGCCGGAGCCAGGCAAGGGAAAUUCAGGCAGCGGUGAGAAUUCACAAAGCAAGUGGAGAUCCAACAGGAUCACUAGUCCGAGUAACUUGAGCAAAAGUGACAGUGAUUCUGGGAGUGAAGACGACGAUUCUACAGGAGAUGGACGGAUGGUUGAUAGUGAUGGCGAGAAAAUGUUAUCCGAAUCAAAAGUGCCAACUUAUGAGGAUAUAAAGGAGAUCACUAUCCGAAGAUCAAAGCUAGCAAAAUGGUUUAUGGAGCCUUUCUUUGACGAACUGAUUAUAGGCUGCUUUGUUCGUGUAGGGAUUGGAAAAUCGAGAACUGGUCCAAUCUACCGUCUGUGCAUGGUCCGCAAUGUUGACGCAUCCGAGCCUGACCGUCAGUACAAGCUGGAGAAUAAGAUGACUUACAAGUAUCUUAAUGUAGUCUGGGGAAAUGAGAGUUCUGCUGCCAGGUGGCAGAUGGCUAUGAUUUCUGACUCCCCACCAGUUAGAGAGGAGUUUGACCAAUGGGUGAGAGAGGUUGAACGAAAUGGAGGCAGGAUGCCAAGCAAACAGGAUGUGUCGGAGAAGAAGGAAUCCAUACAGAAAACCAACACUUUCGUCUACAAUGCCGACACAGUGAAGCAAAUGUUGCAUGACAAGAAAGCAGCCACGUGGAGACCGUUGAACAUAGCGGCUGAGAAGGACAGACUUAGGAGAGAAUUGGAAGUUGCGAAAAGCAAGAACGACGACACGGAGGUGGCGAGGAUCAACGCCAGACUUCAAGAACUGCAGGCGUCGCGAAAACCUCAGCAGAAAGAUUUCAAGGCACUGAGGCUAGCGGAAAUGAACAAGAAGAAUCGGUUCGAGAAUUUCAAGAACGCGUCUGAAAUGAAACCUGUCAAUACCAGCUUGAAAGCCGGUGAAGAUGGGUAUGAUCCGUUCUCAAGGAGAUGGACAAGGUCCAAAAAUUACUACGUUUCGAAGGAUGUCAAUGAAGUUGAGGGGGAGGAGGAGAAUUCAGAUGAUGCGUUAGAUGAAGCUUUGACGACAGCAGCAGCUUUGGAAGCUGCGGCUGAUGCUGGCAAGCUGGUGGAUACUAGUGCCCCUGUUGAACUAGGUGGUACAGAAUUCAAUAUGCUGCAUAAUUUCGAUCUGCCAAUCUCUUUGGCUACACUCCAGAAGCUUGGCGGGCCUCAAGGUGCGCAAGCAGGGUUCAUGGCUAGGAAACAGAGGAUAGAAGCGACUAUAGGUGUGAAGGUGCCUGAGAAUGAUGGAAGGAGACAUGCACUCACUUUGUCUGUUAGUGAUUACAAGCGUCGGAUGGGACUCCUUUGAGGUAAUGUUUUUUCUUAUAUGAUGUCUGAAACUGUAUGGAUGAUUGUGAUAAUUAAUACCUGGAAGAAGAAUAUAUGCAGUUUUAGGGACUUGUUCACCUAAAGAAUUUUAAGACCUCUGUUUUAUGGUGGUGGUAUAUACUGUGGUUCUUGAUCUGAGGAUGGUCUGGUCUGGUCUGGUCUGGUGUUUGGUGGAGAUUAAAUUGUCUUUUAAUUAUCCUUUUUCAUGAAAGGUUUUGUUAUUUGAUACCAA
This is a messenger RNA of Impatiens glandulifera, 2309 nucleotides long. Its product is annotated as protein RTF1 homolog. NCBI's taxonomy places the organism in Eukaryota, Viridiplantae, Streptophyta, Magnoliopsida, Ericales, Balsaminaceae. Bases 144 to 2057 code for a protein of 637 amino acids. The record is from RefSeq and is a predicted model, not a curated record. Gene Ontology annotation, molecular function: RNA polymerase II C-terminal domain phosphoserine binding; DNA binding. The transcript has 3 exons. Gene Ontology annotation, cellular component: Cdc73/Paf1 complex.